GGACUGCUGCUCCUCCUGCUAUGAUGCCUGGGCAGAUCCCGGACCCUUCUGUGACUGCAGGCUCUCUGCCAGGGCUCGGCCCCUUGACUGGCCUUCCCAGCUCAGCUCUGACCACGGAGGAGCUGAAAUACGCCGACAUCCGCAACAUCGGGGCCAUGAUCGCCCCCUUGCACUUCCUGGAGGUGAAACUGGGCAAGAGGCCCCAACCCGUGAAAAGUGAGCUAGAUGAGGAAGAGGAACGAAGGAAAAGGCGCCGGGAGAAGAACAAAGUUGCAGCGGCCCGAUGCCGGAACAAGAAGAAGGAGCGGACGGAGUUUCUGCAGCGGGAGUCUGAGCGGUUGGAGCUCAUGAACGCGGAGCUGAAGACCCAGAUCGAGGAGCUGAAGCAGGAGCGGCAGCAGCUCAUCCUGAUGCUGAAUCGGCACCGGCCCACCUGCAUCGUGCGGACAGACAGUGUCAAGACCCCUGAGUCGGAAGGCAACCCGCUGCUGGAGCAGCUAGAGAAGAAGUGACAUUGGCUGGGAGGAGGACAGGGAGAAGGAGGAGGAGCGAUAAAGAAAGAGGACGAGGAGGGGCCCCAGAGGCCCUCCCUUGAUGCGGGACAAACUUUACAAUGAGGCUCAGCAUGGGCAGCAUUGGCGGGCUUUUUUGUGAAACUCAGAUCAGCCAACAAGGGGAAGGGCAGGCUGAGGACAUCUAGGGGGAGCAAGCGCUGAGACCAAAGUCACCCCACCGGUGGAGCUGUCCUGCCUGGGACCCAGCUUGGAGGAGGCAGGAUGGAGGUGCCCCCUGGGCCGAGAAACGCCCCACCAGGCACUUCUCCGGCCUCUCCACCGCCGGGACACCCACCCGAGGGACCUCUGAGCAGCCAGGAAAAGCCAUGUGUUGGAACCAAAAUGCAGCUGGGGACGGAACGCAGAGUGAAACUGUAAUAUGCCUGCCCCCAGCCCUGACCCCCGACCCUGACGCAAAGCUGGGGUGAGGCGGGGCCCUGCCGCACCCGCCCAGCUCUGCCCGACCAGGAGGCCGCAGCCCUGGGCGCACUCUCACCGACCCUGCUGGAGUUUGCUGCGGGCACGAGGCGCGGGCGCCCUUCCAAAGCACAUACUCACUCGAAUGUUUACAGACUGGCUGUCCUGGCAGUGCUUUCAACUGCACAUGUUUUUUAUACUUUCUUUUUUUUUAAAUAUUUUUUACAAAAAAAGAUUUUAUACAAGCGAUAUAUAUAUGGAUUUCUAUAAUCACUCGAUGUGAUACGGUAUAAAUAUGCUGUGGUUUGUUUGUUACGAACAGGUAUCCACCAGUUACGGCCGUUGUGUGUAAUCCUAAGUACUGUAGUCUCUGGGUGUCGGGGUGGCCGGGGCGGGGGUGGGGCGCAUUUCCAUCCUUGUAAACCCUUCAUAGUACUCAGUCCUGUAUCGCUCAGUAAACGUUACUCUUACUUAC
Molecule: messenger RNA, 1446 nt
Organism: Trichechus manatus latirostris (Florida manatee)
Lineage: Eukaryota; Metazoa; Chordata; Mammalia; Sirenia; Trichechidae
Gene: JDP2
Product: Jun dimerization protein 2
Exons: 3
Coding region: 21-512 (163 amino acids)
Biological process (GO): regulation of transcription by RNA polymerase II
Cellular component (GO): nucleus
Molecular function (GO): DNA-binding transcription factor activity, RNA polymerase II-specific; RNA polymerase II cis-regulatory region sequence-specific DNA binding
Source: RefSeq, a predicted model, not a curated record